Messenger RNA from Cordyceps militaris CM01, 624 nucleotides. Its product is annotated as MutT/nudix family protein. Gene Ontology annotation, molecular function: ADP-ribose diphosphatase activity. Bases 1 to 624 code for a protein of 207 amino acids. The record is from RefSeq and is a predicted model, not a curated record. The transcript has 3 exons. Gene Ontology annotation, biological process: nucleoside phosphate metabolic process; ribose phosphate metabolic process. Gene Ontology annotation, cellular component: cytosol; nucleus. NCBI's taxonomy places the organism in Eukaryota, Fungi, Ascomycota, Sordariomycetes, Hypocreales, Cordycipitaceae.
AUGGGCUCUUCUGAAGGUCCCAAGCACCUCGCCACCGGGCCAUUGCCCGACGACGAAGCCCGUUGGAUCAAGCUAGUCAAGAUCGACUACCAGGACCAGACCGGCAAGGCGCGCACCUGGGAAUCCGCCGAGCGCCGCAGCCGCCCGGCCGGGAGCGCCAUUGACGGCGUCGGCAUCGUCGCGCUCCUCACCGACGCCGCCAGCGGCGCCACGCACAUUGUCCUGCAGAAGCAGUACCGCCCGCCCAUCGACCAGCUCUCGCUCGAGAUCCCCGCCGGCCUCGUCGACGCCGGUGAGGACCCCGCCCAGGCCGCCCUGCGCGAGCUGCGCGAGGAGACGGGGUACGUCGGCGAGGUCGCCGAGACGUCGCCCGUCAUGUUCAACGACCCGGGCUUCUGCAACACCAACCUGCGCAUGGUCCACGUCACCGUCGACCCCGCCCGCCCAGAGAACCGGAACCCCCAGCCGCAGCUCGAGGACGACGAGUUCAUCGAGGUCUUCACCCAUCCGCUCGCAGACCUCUGGAACCUCUGCAAGAAGCUCGAGGCCGAGGGCGUCGCCAUCGACGCCCGCGUGGGCACCCUCGCCGAGGGCAUUCUCCUGGCCCAACAGCUCAAGCUGUGA